Molecule: messenger RNA, 1706 nt
Organism: Oryza brachyantha (malo sina)
Lineage: Eukaryota; Viridiplantae; Streptophyta; Magnoliopsida; Poales; Poaceae
Product: cation transporter HKT4-like
Biological process (GO): transmembrane transport; monoatomic cation transport
Cellular component (GO): plasma membrane
Molecular function (GO): monoatomic cation transmembrane transporter activity
Source: RefSeq, a predicted model, not a curated record
AUGCUGCAUCCAUUUACUUCAAUUCUAGUUACGUCACAGCAUCUUCUUACCAUGAAGCUCCCAAAGUCCAAUUUCGAAGUGGUUAGGAAAAUUACAGGGAAAGUUAAGCACCUCCAUGUGUUUAUCUCCGUGAGGCUUUGUUCCAUCUCCAAAUGUGCAAUGUGUUUCUUCAGACGCUGUUUCUGGUAUUUCAUGUUCCAAAGCAAGCCAUUAAUAGUUCAACUUUUGUACUUCAUGACAUUAUCCUUUGUUGGUUUCCUUGAUCUGAAGAUCCACAAGCCACGACACAAGCCAACUCCAAGGACCCUGGAUUUGAUGUUCACUUCUGUGUCCACAGUGACAGUCUCAAGGAUGGCAACAGUAGAGAUGGAAGACUUUUCUGACCAGCAGCUCUGGGUGUUAAUACUUCUGACGCUACUGGGAGGAGAAGUGUUCAUUUCAAUGCUGGCGCUGCACUUCAGCAAUGCUGGGAUCAACACAAAUGAAAUCCUCCCAAAAAGAUUAUCUUCAACAAGCAGGGACAUUGAAUCCUUUGAUGCUGUAAACAACAGCACUCAAAAUAAUUCAGAAGACUGCCAAUCAGAAGCAACCACAUCACCUAACUGGGUACAGGAAAGCAAAACCAUGAAACAAAAGUGCCGCAAUAUUUUGGCUCAUAUAGUGACAGGCUACUUCAUAGCAGCUGUUUUUUGCAGCUUCUUAGUCACUAUUAUUUUUGUUCAGAUUGACUCAUAUACAAGACUUCCCCUGAAGAGUAAAGAUAUCAAAAUAUGGACGUUUUCCAUCUUCCCAGCAGUGUCCUCAUUUGCAAACUGUGGCUUCACCCCGGUAAAUGAUAACAUGGCAAUAUUCAGAAAGAAUACCAGUCUUCUACUUCUGGUUAUCCCACAGGUUCUAGCAGGCAACACUAUGUUAUCACCACUAUUGAGGUUAAGCAUAUGGGCCUUGGGGAAGGUUAGCAGAAGACAAGAAUAUGCCUACAUGCUUCAGCAUCCAAAGGAUACUGGCUACAGGUAUUUGCAACCACAGAAGAAUUCUGUCGACACGGUCUUCACUGUUGGGGGGCUAAUUCUAUUGCAAGUGAUGUUUCUUUCCUUUUUUGAGUGGAACACAAGUGCCUUUGAUGGACUGAACUGGUUACAGAAGCUGGUGUGCUCACUGUUCCAGAGCGCAAAUACAAGGCAUGCUGGUGAAGCUAUUGUUGACAUAUCAACCCUUUCUCCUCCAAUAUUACUUCUAUUUGCACUUGUCAUGUACCAUCCUUCUGAUGAUGCAGUUUGCCCUAUCAAUUUUUAUAACCAGCCUUUGACAGAAAGAGAGAGAAAUUCAAAUGAUCAGGCAAUAUGGAUGAAUUAUAUCCUUUCCAAGUCUUGCUUAGCAAUGUUCACAAUUCUAGCAUGUAUAACAGAAAGGAAGUCAAUAUCUGCUGAUCCACUAAAUUUCAUCUUCCGCAUAGCAUUUGAAAUUAUCAGUGCAUAUGCCAAUGUAGGAUACUCACUAGGCUAUAGCUGCGAGAAGUUGUUGAAACCUGAUGCUACCUGCAAAGCUACUUCAUAUGGGUUUGUUGGCAAGUGGACUGAUGAAGGUAAGCUGAUCAUAAUCUUGGUGAUGUUCCUAGGGAGGUUCAAAAAGUUCACGCUCACUGGAAGAAAUUUUUGAACGCCCAUGUAAUUAAUCAUUAAUCAGAGGGGAUGAAACUGUACUGU